This is a messenger RNA of Rattus rattus (black rat), 6245 nucleotides long. RefSeq names its product carbohydrate sulfotransferase 2 (gene Chst2). The record is from RefSeq and is a predicted model, not a curated record. Gene Ontology annotation, cellular component: Golgi membrane. Gene Ontology annotation, molecular function: N-acetylglucosamine 6-O-sulfotransferase activity. Lineage: Eukaryota; Metazoa; Chordata; Mammalia; Rodentia; Muridae. Gene Ontology annotation, biological process: sulfur compound metabolic process; N-acetylglucosamine metabolic process; carbohydrate metabolic process.
GAGCCGCGCAGAGGCCGGCCCGAGCGCGUUGCAGGCGCCCGGCGUAGGGGGAGUCGGGUAGCAGCAUCCUCCCGGGCGCCGCUUUAGUGCGGCCGCGGCGGGGGCUUCCUCUGCCUCGGGACCUCGAAGGGCAGAAGCGGCCGGUGACGCUGGGAUCCCGCUCUUUUGCCUCCAGCUACCCGUACAGAGUCUUUUCUGGGCCAGUCUGCGGCCACGGAGCGCCGGGGCUCGCCCGAGCCGCCCUCCCGGACAUCCUCCGGGUGAUGGGAGAAGCAGCCGCCGCUGCGGGGCCGCGCUGCACCCUAUUCGCCACCGCCGGAGGGAUGGGAAGGUUCGCUAUGUGGAGGCCGAGAGAGCACGAUGGAGAACAGAAUAGCCUGGAGCUGGGACAUAAAUAAGCUACCCCCCACUGUCGCCUCCUGCCUGCUUCGUGCCCCAGAGCCGGGAGGGAAGCUGCGGUCCCGAGAGACUGGAGGAGACGUCGCUGGAGCCGGGACGCGCCGCGCUUGGUGGAGCGCAGAGCUGGGCUCCGGGCCCGGUGAAAGUUUCCCCUCCCGGGGUGCAGGGCGCCCGCUGCUGGAAAACUCUGCCUAGGGCUAGGGCGGCGGAGUCCCGCGGCUGCCUCGAAGGCUUGGGGACCCCUAGCAGAAGAGAACCGGAGAGAAACCGAGGAGAGCGCUAGCCGGACAGUCCGCCGGUCGGGGAUCCGGGGACGCUCCGAGGCGCACCCUCCGCUCCAGGUCCUCGGAGCCGCUGCCAUGGGAGAGCCAGCCCUGGGCGCCGGGGACCAGCCGCCUCUGCCGCCGCGCCCGCCUCGGAUCGGCGGCCCCAGUCCCGGCGCCCGCAGCCGGCCUGCAGCGUCCCCCUCCCGGGCUGCAGGGCCGCCUCCGCCGCGCCGCCGGCCCCGGCUGUGAUGAGCCGCAGCUCGCCGCGAGCUCCCCCAGGCGCGCUUCCCCGGCCGCUGCCGGCCGCGCCUGCCGCCGUGCAGCGGGCCCUGCUCCCGCCGUGGCCCCGGCGCGCAGGACGCCGCUGGCCUGCGUCCCCGCUCGGGAUGAAGGUGUUUCGCAGGAAGGCGCUGGUGCUGUGCGCGGGCUAUGCACUGCUGCUGGUGCUCACGAUGCUCAACCUCCUGGACUACAAGUGGCAUAAAGAGCCGCUGCAGCAGUGCAACCCCGACGGGCCUCUGGGUGCCGCGGUGGGGGCGGCCGGGGCCGGUUGGGGACGACCAGGGUCGCCUCCUGCAGCGCCACCCCGCGCUCACUCUCGCAUGGACCCUCGCACCCCAUACCGGCCUCCUGCCGCUGGCGUGGGGGCAGUUCCCGCAGCCGCGGCUGGGAGUGUAGGAGCUGCGGCCUCUCUGGGCAAUGCUACUCGAGGCACCAGGGGUGGAGGGGACAAGCGGCAGUUGGUGUAUGUGUUCACCACGUGGCGCUCGGGCUCAUCCUUCUUCGGCGAGCUCUUCAACCAGAACCCUGAGGUGUUCUUCCUCUAUGAACCUGUGUGGCACGUGUGGCAAAAACUGUACCCCGGGGACGCGGUUUCCCUGCAGGGGGCAGCGCGGGACAUGCUGAGCGCUCUCUACCGCUGUGAUCUUUCGGUUUUCCAGCUGUAUAGUCCCGCAGGCAGUGGGGGGCGCAACCUCACCACUCUGGGCAUCUUUGGGGCAGCCACAAACAAGGUGGUAUGCUCCUCGCCACUCUGUCCUGCCUACCGCAAAGAGGUCGUCGGACUGGUGGACGACCGCGUGUGCAAGAAGUGCCCACCUCAACGCCUGGCACGCUUCGAGGAGGAGUGCCGCAAGUACCGCACGUUGGUUAUCAAGGGCGUGCGGGUCUUCGAUGUGGCUGUGUUGGCGCCGCUGCUUAAAGAUCCAGCCUUGGACCUCAAGGUCAUCCACCUAGUGCGUGAUCCUCGUGCUGUUGCCAGCUCCCGCAUCCGCUCCCGCCAUGGCCUCAUCCGGGAAAGCCUACAGGUGGUGCGAAGCCGGGAUCCAAGAGCCCAUCGCAUGCCCUUCCUGGAGGCUGCUGGCCACAAGCUGGGUGCCAAGAAGGAGGGUAUGGGUGGGCCAGCAGACUACCAUGCUCUGGGUGCAAUGGAGGUCAUCUGCAACAGUAUGGCCAAAACGCUGCAGACAGCCCUGCAGCCUCCUGACUGGCUGCAGGGACAUUACUUAGUGGUGAGGUACGAGGAUCUGGUGGGAGACCCCGUUAAGACCCUACGGAGGGUGUAUGACUUUGUGGGGCUGCUGGUGAGUCCCGAAAUGGAGCAGUUUGCCCUGAACAUGACUAGUGGUUCGGGCUCCUCCUCCAAGCCUUUUGUGGUGUCAGCUCGCAAUGCCACUCAGGCCGCCAAUGCCUGGCGGACCGCACUCACCUUCCAGCAGAUCAAACAGGUGGAGGAGUUUUGCUACCAGCCCAUGGCAGUGUUGGGCUAUGAGCGGGUUAACAGUCCUGAGGAGGUCAAAGACCUCAGCAAGACCUUGCUCAGGAAGCCCCGGCUUUGAGAAGGGUUCCCAAGAGAUCUGUCACUCUCCGGAGACACCCACAAAGAGGAUGGUGCUGUGUUUAAACAAACACAGCCCAGACCCAAGCUGAGGAAGCCCACAUAUUCUAUUAUAGAUAUAUAAUAUAAAUAACCACACAGGCACUUGCUGUCAACGUUUUGAGUCAGUGAAUUUCAAGGAACGGCCUCAACUCACGCGCGCGCGUGCAUAUACACCUCAGAAAAGGCAAGACUUGAAAGUUCUGACGAAUUGCCCUGUGUCCCUGUCUCUUCUCCCUCUCUCCUCAUCCUCUAUCCCCCCCUCCCUUCCGUACUGAAGUGGAAUGUUGAUAAAUCGAGUUCCAGUAACCCAAAUCUUGUUUACAAUAUUUUCGUGGUAUCUGUGAAUGUGUAAGAGUAAAUUUGGAUGUGGGGUGGGGUGGGUGGAGAAGAGGGAAGUGGUUCCCAGGGCAGAAAGCCCCCACUGGGCUGGUAAACCAAGGAGGCCGUCUUAAAAAGUAGACUUUUGUGUCAGCCGAGGUUAUAUGUGAGUAUUAAUAAAGAAGAGAAUUAAUAUUCUUUUUUAUAUUUGCCUCCAUUACUCUGGGUUUACCAGUGUUCCUUGUCUUCGUAGCUUCAGGCGGACUCUCCUCCCUUCCCACCUCUCCCUGCCUUUCCAGCCAUCUACUUGCUAAGCUGGGAGAAGCCUUUGCCUUCGUGAUAACUGGGAGUUGUUUUCUCACAUGUGAAUCAUUGCCUGCCAGGUGCCCAGGAAUGGAACAAGUCUACGGGCAAAACCAAACAGGGCAGAGAAGAAAGCACACAUUACUCUCCUGUUCAGCUUUGAGUACAGAAAGGAAGAAACAAGCCCUGGAGAGUUGAAGGCAUUCGGUUUUGAUUACUACUGUAUUGAGUUGGGACAGGGUACCUCGAAGCAGAGCCUGGUGUUUUUGUUCUGAUGCUAGUUCGGGGGAAAAGAAAAAGGACAAAAAAAGAAAAAAAAAACCGCAAAGGAAAAAUUGAAAGCAUAUAAUUUUUUAAAAAAAAGUUCUGAUGACUAGAAUACGGUUUUCAAAAUGAAGUGAGCACUUUUGGUGGUGGUAGCAGCAACUUCGGUCAGUGGGAUGAGAGAAAUGUCUGGAGCGUUCUUCUCUGUGACACAGAAGUCAGAGUCAUAUGAAAGCAAAGACGUUUUAACUGAGGACCGGAGGGGCACUUGUAGGUUUUCUCUCUCCUCUGUCCCAUCCGAAUUGAUACUAUUAAAGGGCAGGAAUUUGAACUAGUUUACUUGGGACUUGGGGUGCCCUGAGGAUAGGACUCUUUUUAUUUCCUAAAGUCAAAUUUUCAAAACGAAGUACAUGUCUCAGACAGUGUAGGGCUUUAGCUAAGAAUGGUUAGGUACUAAAAUGGUCACGAAGAAGAGGAAGCAGAUGCAGGUGAGCGUGUAGGGUUUUGAAAUUUGCUACUUUUCAGUGAGGAAACCAUUGAGCUUCCCAGCAGAGGUGAUGAGGUGAUGAUACUCCUAUGUCCUGAACUCGUGUUGUGCUGAAGUGUUCUGUAUGGUGUCGUGUUAUGAUAAGCAAAUAUGAAGCCCAAAUAGGAAAAGCAGACAGUAUAGUUGUAUAUUGUAUAUUAUAUUAAACACGGUACAAGUCCAAUAUCCUUGCAGCCUUAUUUUAGUGUAAUUUAUUAUAAGAUUCUGAAAAGCUAACAAAUGUGGGUUAAAUGCUGAGGACUUCUAACAAAAAGAUAACGUGUACAUAAAUGUUUUAACACAAGGCGAUUCUGGAGUUUAAUUAUCAUUACCAUGUGAAACCCAAGAUGAAGAAGCACUUUUUUUUUUAAAAAGGUGUAUUAGAAUGGUUAUUUCUUAAUCUACUAAAAUUGUUUCCCAUGUCUUGUUAUUGAGGUAGACUUGCUACGAUAACACCGAUCAAGGUUUCCAUGGCAUUUUUUUUUAUGGCAGAGCGUCUUCAGCAGCAGGGGAAUCUUUGUAAGAGCUCUAAUUUAAGCAUACUUUAAAAUUAAAUGAACAAAAUAAAUAUUAAUGCUGGGUGACUAAAGAUGGAGAAGGCUUAGCAGCAAGUUAAGGUAGUGUCAUUAAAAGACGAUGACUCUGGAUAAAAUAACCAUUUAAAAACAAAUUUGAUAGGGCGUUCGAAUCAGCUCUUAUCAGCCACAGAGAAAUUCAUUUCUUGUUGAGCAAAAGAUAUUUAAGCAGUUGACUUCAUCCUUCUCCAGUAUAUCCAUAUACUUGGACUGCACUAGAAUAGAAUUAUGUAUUGGUAUCUUGUGUUUAAGACGUAUUAGAUGCUAUACAGGGCCUUGAGGCUUACAGAGCAUUCGUGGCCUCUGCUAAGAGGAAAUUCUCAGCCACCGCCAACAGUUCUCCCUGCCUCUGUUUGCACAGUUUCUGUCUGCUUUUUCCUUGUUUUUUUAGCAGCUGCCUUCUUUCUACUCUGCCGCUCCUGGGCUCUGCAAUUUGAAAAGGUGAAUUGUUGCUCCUGGAGAUUUGUACCUAGCUGCAUUCUAGGAAAGUGAGAUGGGUGUUGUUCCCACUGGAGGCUGAGAUAGUCAUAUCAGUGACAUUUAGCUGCCAGAGCUUGGGAGAAGGGGGAAGCAGUUCUCGGCGUUAACAAGCUCUUGUCAGCCCCUGGUGCAAGCAGACCUGGGCCACGACAAACUGCAACAGAGCUGUGACCGUUUCUGAGGCAGGGUGUGUGAAAGCCAGCCUUUCAGAUUUCCUAACCUGGCAGGAUGUCCAUCAGCAGGGAGAACUACUCCUCAGAGUGGCUUAGCUAUCAGGUUCUGUUGUAAGUUCUGCCUUACUGGUAGCACGCUUGACUUGGCCCUUAGACUUUGGAAUGUACUCGUUAAUUAGGAAGUUCCAUUUAGUCAACAGUAAUUUAGGGAUUUGGACCAAAGCAGAGGCACAGGCUGGGUGCUUGAGUUUCAGGAAUUUCAGAGCCAAUCAAAGGCUGCAUUUACACUGACUCUGAGUAUGGGGAUGGGAGCAACUUGGUGUCCUUCAGUAUCUACUACACAAUGAGUACUUGCUAAGUAUUUGUUAAAUAGGUGAGUGAAAUAUGUAACUAUCAAAUACUGAAAAUGUUUAGAGGGGAAGAGAGGAAGAUUGUGUUAACCUGUACAGAGGACGUGCCAUGCUUCUGGCUGAGGUUGUAGUUCCUAGGCUCUGUGUAGAUGCCUGGAGUGAGCAGUGGGGCAUCUGCAGUGUCUCCAAAGUGACACCACAGAUCUUUAAUUCCCACCAAGGAAUUAGGAAGAAAUGCAUAAUUUAUUAACGUGGAGAGGCAAAAAUUUCAAAGUAAGAAAUGAAACUUUCAGUAUUAGUUUCCUAAACCAUACCAACACAGAAGGGUGGGGAUCGGGCAUAACUGUGGUUCCAAAUCGCCCAGGUACCUAGAGGUGGUCUAUAUGUAAAGUCCAUAUGUGAAGAAACAAUGGGAUGUUUACCAUUUCGAGUGCUGUGAAUGCCUAGACUGAAGAAUCGUGGUAUAGACUGGCCAAACAGCAAUGGCUACUGUCAGAAAGCCCAUCCAUCCCACGGUGGAUGCUGAGUGGGACAAGUUCUGUCCAAGUCUUUUCUUUCUUUCUUUUUUUCUUUUUUCUUUUUUGUCAACACACUGUAUAGUUGUGGCUGGAUUCUGCUAUUGGCGUGAAAUGAAUGUGAAUUUGGGUGAAGCUAUGAAGUUAAUAUUCCCUGGGAACUUGAGCAAUUAAAUAAAGAUCAUCUUUGAAACACA